AUGCAUUUGGAGCCUGACAAUAAUGCUUGUUCUAAUGCUAAAGGACGAGGUGCAUACGUUUCAGGUCUAAUUAAAAUUAACCAAGGUUUUGAUUUUUAUAUCUAUGUUGGAGAAAAGGGAAAACUAAACGGAACCACUUUCAAUGGUAAUUCACAACAAAAUGAAAUUGCCGGAGGUGGUGCUACUGAUAUUAGACUCAUAAAAAAAGUAAAUUGGUAUGAUUUUGAUUCGUUGAAGAGUCGAAUCAUGGUUGCUGCAGGUGCAGGUUCUGGCGAACGAAUUUGUGGUGGCGAUGGAGGAAAGUUAGAAGGAUUAUCAAAUGAACUGAUACAAUAUUUUCAAUUAAAUAGAACAACUGGCGGAACACAGACAUCUGGUGGCAUUUAUGGGUGUGAUCUAUAUCAUCAUAAAUGCGCAUCAUCAGGAAGAUUUGGAAUUGGAGGAUCUGGAAAUACAGAAGCUGAUAAUGGCUCAAGUGGGGGUGGAGGGUAUUAUGGUGGUGGAGGAGCAUCUAUGGCAGGAAGUGCUAGUGGUGGAUCAAGUUUUAUUAGUGGUUAUCAAGGAUGCAACGCAAUUUCCGAAAAUUCUACAGAAAAUCAUAUAUAUCACAGCGGGACGCCUUUCCACUACUCAGGUAAGUAUUUUGUUGAUGCAACAAUGAUUGAUGGCCAACAUGAGAUGCCAACAACCGACUUGAAGUCAAUUGAAGUUGGGCACGAAGGUAAUGGUUAUGCCAUAAUCACUUGUAUUGUCUCCAAUGCUAUUUGUUCAUGCCAAAUUAACAUUUAUCUCAUGAAAUACUUUUUAAUUUCAAAUUAUUUCAUUAUUUUAUCAUAA
Molecule: messenger RNA, 837 nt
Organism: Trichomonas vaginalis G3
Lineage: Eukaryota; Parabasalia; Trichomonadida; Trichomonadidae
Product: glycine-rich protein family
Exons: 1
Coding region: 1-837 (278 amino acids)
Source: RefSeq, a predicted model, not a curated record